This is a messenger RNA of Aedes aegypti (yellow fever mosquito), 2193 nucleotides long. RefSeq lists its product as uncharacterized. The transcript has 3 exons. NCBI's taxonomy places the organism in Eukaryota, Metazoa, Arthropoda, Insecta, Diptera, Culicidae. The record is from RefSeq and is a predicted model, not a curated record. Gene Ontology annotation, cellular component: nucleus. Bases 256 to 1794 code for a protein of 512 amino acids. Gene Ontology annotation, molecular function: transcription cis-regulatory region binding. Gene Ontology annotation, biological process: regulation of transcription by RNA polymerase II.
CUCCUUCACGCAUUCCAUCAAAGUGUUUACUUUCCGCUGGGCGGUCCAAUUUUCACAAUCGCCUAACAAUUCCAUAAAAAUAGUGAAAUAAUUCGGUAUCAACACAGUUUUCGGCGGCAAUAUCUUUUGAUUCUAGUGAUAUUGCUUCGAACGUAGUUUUUGUAAAGCUUUGAGUCAUUGUAGGUCUGUCAUUGUCAUUGCUGAAGAAAAAUAUGUGGUAAAUCUUGUGGAAAAAACGCGCUGUCGAUCAACGAAAUGGAUCUGUCGGAGGCAAUGAAGAUUGCGCUGGCGAAAAGCCAUUCGGCUCAGCAUGCCGCCGCAGGCAACAAUGGCAACGCCUCGGCCCAUGGCAGUUCCGGUGCUGAUCAGACCGGGGCGGGUUACGUGACAGAGAAGUUGUACAUGCUGCUGCAGUUGUAUCUGCAAAACAAGGGUUGGAGUCCUUCGGUGGAACUGCUGCAGUGCUUUGCCGAACUGAAGGAUACGCCGGUGCUUCCCAAUGCCGCCUAUCUACAGAUGCUGGCCAGUCGAGUGGCACUGGAUGCCCAAGGACGAUUAGUGCUGAGGGAGUCUGGGAAGAUUAUAUUGCCUUUCGAGCACUUUGCUAAUGCGGUCAUGCUGAAGCACAUGUCCGGUCCGCACGGAUUGCACCUGAGCGUAGAAGCCACUGUGAGGGCGGUUAUGGAAUCCUACACGAUUGGCAGGGAGAACUUGGGCAUGGAGAAGGAGUUUAUAGUGGAGGUGGUCCACUCGUGUCCCAGCCCUGCAUGUCGAUAUUAUAAAGGGCAGAUGGGAGUUGGACCGUUCAUAGAUCAAUCUUUCAAUCCUCCAAGCCACCUGAACUCGGAUUACCUGGCUCAUCUGCAGCAGAUGGGUCAGUCGGGAUUGGACCUCGCUGCGGUAGAAGCAGCAGGGAAGGCUAUCAGUAAUCAGGUGAAGAUUCCGAAGACGACUCCGACGCAACAACAGCAGAUUACGGCGGCAAUAAUACAGCAACAGAAUAGAGCUAUGGCUCAGCAAUCGCUCGAGAAGUUUGGAAAUUUAUCCAACUUGGAAAAGCAGCGAGUUCUACAACAGCUGGACAAGAAGCACUAUGAGGUUGCUCAAUCGCAGGUUCCUAGCAUGCCGCCACAGUUGGUCCCAGCAGGUAAUAGCGCACCCAUCCCGGCUCAAGUUGCCGUUGGUAAUCAGCAAGCGGCAGCAGCUGCGGCGGCCCUUUUGCAACAACAGCAACAGCAGCAACAACAACAACAGCAGCAGCAAGCUCAAUCAAUAGACAUGACUCGAGCACAGCAAACUUCCACCCCGAUCUUGCCAGCUCAAACAAUUCAACAGCACAACGCUGCAGCAUCACAGGUAGCUCACUCGCAUUUCUUGAACCAACCGCCGCUUCAGACGGUCAACAUGGACACCGGCCACAAACUGUCGGACUAUAUGCGCGGUGCAGUGGACCCUCUGGAGAAUGUUUCGACCAGUAAGGAUCUGUUGGCUCUGCACAGUGGAGCAUGGGCCGGUCAGGAUGGCCGCGGUGCCGAUGGGUUGGCCGUCAGCCAGGACAAAAUCAUCUGCGCUUUCAGCGAGCUGAUGCGCAACAUUUCCCGCAUGAAGACGUUCAUUCGUCCGAGCAUGUGCAAGCCGUACGGAAAGCAGUCGGAGAGUUUGCAAAAGACUCUGUUCGAUACCAUCCAGUUGGUUCAAUCGCUGCGGAACUGCCUACCGGCAUCGCACAUCCCGGUCACGUCCUGGAAAAGUGAGACGCACAGUACAGGAGGCAGCGAGAACGAAGCGGUUUAAAAAUUUCGAGAUUGUGGUACCAUAGGCCGAGGGUAAAUUGAUCUUUUAUUUUCAAAGUUACGAUUCAUGGAAGACUCUCUGGGCACUUUAAGUAUGCAACUGAAAACAAUGGAAUUUCUCUGGACUGAUAAAGAGCAACGUCGCUUGCACUUUCAUCUACUGGCGAAAGUAAAGUGCAACACGAAUCAGAUCCAAAAAUAGAUUUAAUCGAUAAAGUAGCUGGACAUACGGACUCUACUAAAAGGAACAGCUGUAAACUUGAAUUCACUGUGCCCAAGAUGGUGAAUAGCGAUGAAUAAGAUGAACAAGCGUACAAAAAAGAGACCGAAGACGAACCACGGAAUUCAAGGAUUCUGGAGAGCAUUCCCAGGAAUUCUUUUGAUGAUUUUCCCAAGAUUU